This is a messenger RNA of Pecten maximus, 5016 nucleotides long. Its product is annotated as THO complex subunit 2-like. Gene Ontology annotation, molecular function: mRNA binding. Lineage: Eukaryota; Metazoa; Mollusca; Bivalvia; Pectinida; Pectinidae. Gene Ontology annotation, cellular component: THO complex part of transcription export complex. Gene Ontology annotation, biological process: mRNA export from nucleus; mRNA processing. The transcript is spliced from 37 exons. The record is from RefSeq and is a predicted model, not a curated record. Bases 98 to 4504 code for a protein of 1468 amino acids.
AUAUUUGUACCAGCUGCUGUGCUAAAGGAAAGACUUGACCAAGAAUUAUUAGAAAGCUGUGGGGUUAUCACAUCCAAACUACAAUUUCAGCAAAAAUAUGUCAAGACUAAAACAAAGCUAUACUACAAACAACAAAAGUUUAACCUGUUGCGUGAGGAAAGUGAAGGCUAUGCAAAGCUGGUCACUGAGCUUAACCAGGAGAUCACAGACAAUACAACUUACACACAGGUGUUGGAGAACCUUAAAUCACUCAUUGGUUGCUUUGACUUGGAUCCUAAUCGUGUUUUGGAUAUCCUGUUGGAAUCGUUUGAGCGUCGUCCAGAACUGGAUGAUUUCUAUGUACCACUGUUCAAAGAAUAUGUCACAGAGCAAAAGACAUUGUGCCAUAUACUUGGUUUCAAAUUUCAUUUCUUCAAGGAGGAAGGAGACACCUGCUAGUCUGUACACACUUGCUGCUCACUUACUGCAGAACGGCCUGAUUGGUUUGGACUCCCUUUAUCCCCAUCUGUCUCCUCCAGACUCGAAGAUCCGGGAGCACCAUCAAAAGGAUAUAGAUGAUGCGAAGGCCUAUGCCAGGAAACUGAGUGUUGUAAUUUUGUCUGAACGCUCAGAUGACAAAAAGGAUGAUGACACUGUAAAAGUUGAUUUGCAUGUGACAAACCAGAAAUUGGGACUCAUUGAAGCCUUACUUGGACUUGGAGCCUGGGACAACGCUAAACAGAUUCUGGAUCGUCUGCCUGAGUUCUUUGCCACCACCUACAAACCCAUUGCUAUGGGUUUGUGUUCUCUGGUACAUUUCAUGAUGGACCCUGUUUACAGGACGAACUCUGGACUGCCAAGUAAGAUCUUGAAAAGCAAGAUACCUGAUGGUGGAAAAUUUGGUAGCAAGGUGGCCCAGGCACAUACAUUCCGAGAGCUUCACCAGAUGGUGCUUCCUGUCAUGAGAUACAUUGGACCAUAUACCUCCUGUGAUCCCAUACUUAUGGUCAAAAUUAUAAGACUGGGUAAAAAUUUUAUGGGAAAGAGACAUAGUGGUGGAAUCAGUCCUGAUGAUGAGGUGGCUUACUAUGGUUUCCUGAACAUGUUGGACGAAGUGUUGUUACCAGGCAUGGUACUACUACCCUGUAACUGUUGUAUCUCUGAAGAACUCUGGGGGUUCAUCAAACUCUUCCCGUACAUGUUGAGAUAUCGUUUAUAUGGAAAUUGGAAGAAUGAUACUUACAGCCAGCAUGCCAAAUUGAUCAGAGCUCGAGCUGAUUGUAUGGAGAGGGCCAAGUACAUUAUGAAGCGUUUAGCAAAGGAAAAUGUGAAACCUUCAGGACGUCAGCUGGGAAAACUUAGUCACAGUAAUCCAGGGGUCGUGUUUGAAUAUGUUCUGUCUCAGAUCCAGAGGUAUGACAACUUCAUUGGACCGGUUGUGGAUUCUCUCAAAUAUCUCACAUCUCUGUCCUAUGAUGUGCUGGCCUUUUGCAUCAUUGAAGCUGUGGCCAAUCCAGAGAAGGACCGAAUGAAAUACGAUGACACAAACAUCUCCUUGUGGCUGCAGAGUUUGGCAAACUUCACUGGGUCCAUCUGUCGCAAGUACAAUAUAGAGUUGGCUGGAGUGAUGCAGUAUGUAGCCAAUCAGCUCAAAGCUGGCAAAAGUUUUGACCUGCUGCUCCUGCGUGAGGUUGUCCAGAAAAUGGCAGGCAUUGAAAUUUCCGAGGAAAUCACUGGGGACCAGCUGGAUGCCAUGUCGGGUGGAGAGUUGCUUCGACAAGAGGGUGGCUACUUUUCUCAAGUAAGAAAUACAAAAAAAUCAUCGACUCGUCUCAAGGAUACUCUCUUGGAACAUGACUUGGCUCUGUCUCUGUGUCUAAUGAUAGCUCAACAUAGAGAUGGCGUUAUAUUUCACGAAGGUGCUGACACACACCUCAAGCUCAUUGGCAAGCUCUAUGAUCAGUGCCAGGACACCCUGGUUCAGUUUGGAAGUUUCUUGUCCAUGCAGCUGAGCUCUGAGGAAUUUGUUAAACGUUUGCCAGAUGUUGACACUCUCAUCACAACAUAUCAUAUACCCCCAGAUGCAGCCUUCUUCCUCUGUAGGCCUGCAUUUACAUAUGCAAUUAAUUCAAAGUUUGAUGAACUCAGGAAAAUUGACAAGAGCAAUAAGCACAACUCUAGUCAACACAAAAUGCAGAGAUAUAUAGAGGCAUCCGAGUUUGUCAAUGGUCCUGUGAUAGAGUUGGUACGGCCACUGUACACUCCUAAAGUAUGGGAAGAUCUCAGUGCCCCUUUCUUUGUGACGUUUUGGUCCCUACAAAUGUACGACCUGGCGGUGCCCUCCAACGUGUAUGACAAACAGAACCAGCAGCUCAGUGCACAAAUCAACGCUAUCGAGGAUAAUAAAGACAUGCCUCAGAGUAAGAAAAAGAAGGAAAAAGAAAGGUGUAACACACUGAUGGACAAACUGAAAGACGAAGAAAAAAAACAAGGCGAGCAUGUGGCACGUGUCCUCAACAGACUCAAGAAUCAAAAGGAACAGUGGUUCAUCUCCAGAUCAACAAAGAACGAGACAAUAACACAGUUCCUACAGCUGUGUAUAUUCCCGAGGUGUUGUUUCACAGCUAUUGAUGCCUUGUACUGCUCCAAGUUUAUACACAUACUACAUGACUUGAAGACUCCUAACUUUUCAACUCUCAUCUGUUAUGACAGGAUUUUCUGUGAUAUUACCUACACUGUGACAUGCUGUACAGAGAACGAGGCUCAUCGUUACGGUCGCUUUCUCUGUGCUGCCCUUGACACCAUAAUGAGAUGGCAUAGCAACAAGAGUAUCUAUGAAAAGGAGUGUGCUAGUUACCCUGGGUUCGUGACAGUAUUCCGUAAAGGUACAGACAGUAACAACAAGGCAGAUCAGCUGGAUUACGAGAACUAUCGUCAUGUGUGUCACAAGUGGCAGUUCAGGAUAACUAAGGCCAUGGUGUCAUGCCUGGAGUCUGGGAAGUUCAUUCAGAUCCGCAAUGCUCUCAUUGUUCUUACAAAGAUCCUGCAGCACUACCCACGUAUUACACAGUUUGGCCAGGCACUGGAGCGUCGUGUAGACAGACUGAGACAGGAGGAGAAGGAUAAACGACAAGAUAUUUAUGCCCUUGCCAUGGGGUAUUCAGGUCAGCUUAAAAGCAAAAAGACUUCCUGGGUUCAAGAAGCAGAAUUCCACUUGAAAGACAAAGAGGUGAAAAGCACAGCAAAGACCACUAGUAAUUCCUCCCAACAGGCUAGUAACCAGUCUACCAAUGGUGUCACAGAGAAUGGAUCUAAAAAGACAAAUGGGGAGGCGAAAUCUCAGUCAAAGAGGACAGAAAAUGGAGAAGUCUCAAGUUCAAAGUCAAAAGAUCCCAAAGACAGUAAGGAGGUCAAAGAGAAGAAGUCACGUGAACCAGCAGAGAAAAAAGAAAAAUCCGAUACCAAAUCAAAGAUGUCAUCUGAGAAAUACUCUGGAAAUGUAGAAGAGAGGAGAGAAAUAACAUCCAGCUCCAAAAAAGACAAAGAAAGCAACCAUAAAGACAAAGAAGAGAAAUCGUCCAAGGAUAAAGACAAGUCUCAUAUGGAAGACAGGUCCAAGGAUAGGGGCCACAGUAGCAAAGAUGUUAAACAUCUCAAAGAGGAUGACACCGAGUGGGUAGCCAAGGAGGAUCGAGGCCACUCCUCAAAGGAAGAAAAGUCUAUGAGGACUAAGGAGGAAAAGGUCCGUAUCAAGGAAGAACCCAGAGAAAGGAAAGUUGAGAUGAAGGUAGACAAACCAAACAAACGUGAAGACAAACAUGAGAAGGUAAAACUGAAAAGAAUGUAUGAUACAGAAGCUAGGGACAGUAGUCGAGAAGUGAGGGAUGCUGGCCGGGACACAGGGAGAGAGUACCGAGAGUCACCCAAAGAGAGAGAGGGCCACCGAGAGAGGCGAGUGGAGGAACAUCCUGAGAGAGCAUCCAGCGUAGGUUCCAGUGGUAGCCAUGGAUCCGCCAACCUUCGUCGUAGCCCAGACAAGUCACCUCAGUAUGCAGAUGAACGAGAUGGAAAACGCCGCCGCCUGGACACCUCCGCCACACCUUCAAGUUCCAAGGAAAGUGUUCGGAGUGAAUCACGAGAAAGACACAAGCGGAGUCCAUCACAUGAGAGGGAGAAAGACCGAGACAGGGAGAGGAGGGACAGAAAGAGGGGAAAAGAGAUAGUAUAUAAAGUAAAGGAAAGCCUUGAUGAUCGAAGUGAGGUUGAGACUAAGAGAAGAAAAAGUCUGGAGCCGUCCACAAGUAAAUCCAGUUCAAAAGUGAAUGGAGAUGCAGAAAGACACAUCAGCAAAUCUGUAGAAAAAUCUCAGAAACAUGACAAGUUGAUGGCUUCAGCGCUGCUACAGGAGGAGGAAGCCUCGCCACAGAGAACAAAAAAGGACAAAGAAAAGUCGAAGAAAAGUGACCGUAGUGAUAAGGAAAAGAGCAAAGAUAAAUCGUCCAGUUCAAAGAAGAGCAAAAAAUGAUGACAAGUGUUCUUAAAUCAACAAUAAUCUAUUACUUUGAAGAAGAUUUGCCGAUAUACCCUGAUAAAUUAUUUUUGAGUGCCCGUUGGUCAUUACAUACAUUCAUUGUAUACAUACAUGUAUACAGAUCAUAAAGAUUAUAUUAUUUCUGACAGUGCUACACAGGAGUGGGCGAAAGCGUCUUAGUUUGAAAGAAGAGAAUACAUUUUCCAGGAUAGGAAAUAUGUGCUGUUUUUGCUGUACAAGAUGUGUGAAAGGACGGCGAUAUCUGAUUUUCUGUUAAGUCUUUCAUUCAAGUUGAAAACUUGUUGAUAUUGUUAGUGAUAGUAUAUGUGAUGUGAGUGACGUGUACAACAUGGAUGGAACUAGAGGUAUUAUACUGCGAGAAACCGUUUUAUGUCUGCCGGGUGAUCAGACUCUGUGCAAGUGAAUCAUGGAACAAAAUAUGUCUUGUCUGAAUAAUUUUAUUAUCAUGAACCUGAAUAUGAAAUAUAUAAAACAUGAAAAAUGGA